Molecule: messenger RNA, 3489 nt
Organism: Thunnus maccoyii (southern bluefin tuna)
Lineage: Eukaryota; Metazoa; Chordata; Actinopteri; Scombriformes; Scombridae
Gene: poglut1
Product: protein O-glucosyltransferase 1
Exons: 11
Coding region: 51-1217 (388 amino acids)
Biological process (GO): protein O-linked glycosylation; positive regulation of Notch signaling pathway
Cellular component (GO): endomembrane system
Molecular function (GO): UDP-xylosyltransferase activity; UDP-glucosyltransferase activity
Source: RefSeq, a predicted model, not a curated record
AGCAGAUCACAGAUCACGUGUCCAGACAAAGCUGGAGGAUAGAGAGAGAAAUGGAGCGGGUUUGGCUGUGGAGGUUUUUAUUUCUGUUGCAAGUGUGUGAUAUAUGUCUGGUUGCUGCAUCAGGCAAACAGUGGAAGAAAAUGAGAGAAAAGAGCUCUGAUGCUGUUAAGGGCUACAGUCCAUGCAACCCUGCCAACUGUAGCUGCCAUCUAAGUGUCCUACAACAUGACUUGCAGCCCUUUAAAGGGGGAAUCUCCGAGGACGUCAUGGCUUCCACAGUUCAAAGAGGGGUGGGCACCCACUACCAGAUUAUUGGACAUAAACUGUACAGAGAACAGAACUGUAUGUUUCCUGCCAGGUGCAGUGGGGUGGAACAUUUCAUACUAGAAGUGAUUGACAAAUUACCUGACUUGGAGAUGGUGGUGAAUGUCAGAGAUUACCCUCAAGUCCCCAACUGGGUGCAGCCGACACUUCCUGUCUUCUCUUUCAGUAAGACUGCUGACUACCAGGACAUCAUGUACCCUGCAUGGACGUUUUGGGAGGGCGGCCCUGCUGUGUGGCCCAUAUACCCCACUGGACUGGGAAGAUGGGAUCUGAUGAGGGACGACCUUAAAAAGUCUGCAGCACAGUGGCCAUGGAAGAAGAAAGAGUCUAAAGGAUUCUUCAGAGGCUCCCGAACCAGUCCAGAGCGCGACCCUUUGAUCCUUCUGUCCAGAGAAACCCCAGAGCUGGUGGAUGCAGAGUACACAAAGAACCAGGCCUGGAAGUCUGAGAAGGAUACACUAGGUAGACCACCAGCUAAAGAGAUCCCACUGGUUGAUCACUGCAAAUACAAAUAUUUAUUCAACUUCCGCGGUGUGGCGGCCAGCUUCCGUUUCAAACAUCUCUUCCUCUGUGGUUCGCUGGUGUUUCAUGUGGGCGAUGAAUGGCAGGAGUUUUUUUACCCUCAGCUCAAGCCUUGGGUUCACUACAUCCCAGUCAAGCAGGAUCUCUCUGAUCUCAGGGAACUACUACAGUUUGUCAAAGAGAAUGACGCUAUCGCACAGGAGAUUGCCAGAAGGGGUCAGGAAUUCAUCCUCGAGCACCUGCGGAUGCAGGACAUUUCCUGCUACUGGGAGAGACUCCUCACUGAGUUCAGCCAACUUCUUACCUACAAACCCAAAAGAAAUAACAAGUACAAUCAGAUUAUCCACAGAGCCAGCAGGACUGAGCUGUAAGAGGGAGGACUCUGCGCGACCAGGGCAGCUGUAGUGAAGGGAAACUAAUGAAUGUAAUUGCUUCACCACAACAAAUGAUUUCCUCACACGCUACAUUACAUGUUGUUGCUGGUGUUCCUCUUUUGUCAUAAUUGCAGCACAUUUUUUUUUUAGCAAGUCGAAUAGAAUAGUUUUUACCUUUUUAUUUCUAUUGAGUUCAGUGUUUUAGUCUAACACGGAGGAAGGCUGAUCCCUAUAGGUCACAUGUCCUUACAGAAGUAACUGUUACAGGGUAGUAUGUAGUAUUUUUCAGCCAACUUCCACUACCUGUCGUUAGCAAAGUCUUGAUUGCCUUUUUGUGUUAAGUGCAAAUGAACAAAACAUUUCAGAGUAGUUUGAAACAAGGGUACACAGUCAUAGCUGCAGUUUAAUGUGUUGACUGUUACUCCUGCCAUACCUUCAGGUGCCACCAGGGAGCCUAUAAUGCCAAUUCUGAGUCAUUGAUCGCUUUGCGGUUCAGUGAGUUAACUUACCUCUAAAAAUAAUUCCUUUUGUGUCUACUGUCUGUACUCACCAGCAAAUUAACAUCCAAGUGAGCUGUGUUUUUUUUUUUUUUUAACUUGUUAAAGAGGCGCCCCACAGAUUUUACAAGUUUAGUUUACUCAUCAUUGCUUAGACUACUUUUUUUUUUUUUUAAGUCCAGAUGAAACAGCAUUUUGAGAGUAUCUAACUUCCGUAUCAUGACGUACGUCUGAGUGAAACAGGAUAGACAGGCAGAACAUAACAUCAUAAAAAGUGGGCGCGUCAUAAUGAAUCUUAGCUCCAUGCCACGAAAAGUUGAAGAUUGAUUGAUGGAUAGAUGUCAUGAUAUUAUUGGUUGGUUCAAGCCUACAUAAGCACACGUCGAAAACAGACAUAAGUUUUAAUUACAAAAAAAAAAAGUUAAGUUGAAUUAUGGGAAGUGUAGGAUCUAGGUGUUUUUGGAGUUUGACUCAUACUAGGGACUAAAAGUCAGGAUAUUUUGGACUCUGCUGUUUCGAUUUUGACCAUUAUUUUUUUGAUCUUUCUCUCAUGAGUCCCCCAACUUUAUGGUAGUGACAUACUUAAUUGCUGGAGUACCCCUUUAACAUGCACAGUAGGGACUUGCAUCUUUUACAUGAACAUCAACUUGGUUAUAUGUAGUAACUUAUAAGGACUGAGUGGAAGAAGUUCAGUGCCUUGCUGAAGUAAAUUAUGACAGGCUGUUACUGCAUAUUAGUCAGGCAGUUUCUUGCUACCUGCAGACCUCUUCACUAAAACCCAAUAUUGUGUCAUAUUGUGUGGAGCACCUGUAACUCUAAUUUUGAUUACUUGAAUAGUAGCACAGCACAGUGUGAUGUGAACUGUCAACAGCUACUCAAAUAUCCAUGAAGAAUGUACCAAGAAUAAUACUAGUUAUGGAUGCCAUGCCGUUACACAUUUACUGUAGUGUAUUGUUUUGAAAUAAUUUCCUGAAAACGGAAACAUGAUCAUAAGCACCACAUGUAAUGCUUAUUUGCAAUAACUUUGUAUGUAGAAUGAUAUUGAAAUUAUUCUCCCUAGCCAAUAAUGAUACUUUUAGCCAUUGUUGCAUCACUAACAUUGAAUAUUAUAGGCUAGUAGAAGUAAUCAGCUGUGUCACUCUUCCUGCUGAGCAUCUCUGGCUGGAAAUGAACUGAUUUCAUUUCAAGUUCAUUGAAUUUUAUCUUCCUCCUGCAAAGGACAUCAGCUUUGUUACACUGCCCUCUACUGGACAACUGAAGAAACUACAGCAGACCUUUACCUUUUAAGUUUCAUUGCAAAAGAUAGACUGUGAUUGACAUGUGUAUUGUAAACAGUGCAACAAAGGUGUCUGCAUUUGGAUGCAUUCAGCCAUACAUUUACUUGCAGUCAACAUUUCAUUCCACACAAAGUGCCAACCUAAAGCAAUAAAAGAGUAUUAUUUAGUUUUUAUGUAGUUUCAUGUAGUUUAAAAUAAACACUCAUGUCAGUUGAUUUAACCUUUUGUCUUGUUAAAAGUGGAUGGAUAAUGCAUGAUUGAUACAGCAUGAUGUUGAAUAUGUUGUAGUAUUCACAUUGUGCUGUGAACCAGCAGAUUCUCACUGAUGCAAGGUUGUGUUAUGUUUCAUUGUUCAGAGCUGUGGUAAAGAUGGUCCAUUAGUAUGUUGAUUUGACCAAAAAGCUGUGAUCAUACACCUGGUCAAAGUGUGACAUUCAGGUUUUUGUCACAGUCUGUGUAGCAAUUUUUUAUGCCAAUAAAAUGUUUGGUUCUUAA